Owenia fusiformis is the source of this 1822-nucleotide messenger RNA. NCBI's taxonomy places the organism in Eukaryota, Metazoa, Annelida, Polychaeta, Sabellida, Oweniidae. The record is from the annotation of a GenBank genome assembly.
CGGAAAAUCAAAACAGAGAAACAUUUUACAGAUUUUAUUAUUUUAUACUGAAAAUAAGAUUCAAGCCAGGGACCAAAAUCCAAGAUGAAGUUGUGAACAUUUUAGAAACAUUAGAUACAAUUUAUAAAGAUGAUGCUGUCUCUUUAGGAUUCAUUGACUUGAUAAACUUUAUGUGGCCAAAUGGAGCCAAACUGGAAUGGGAUUCGGAAUCAGCUAGAGUUCCAACAGAGCGAAGGCUGAUUGUUUUUGAAAAGCGUCAAAAGGACCGCACUUGUUUAUCACAUUCCCGUAAAGUCAAACUUUACACGCCAAAAGCAAUAGCAUACACUGGCAGCUUGACAGUUGAUUUACUGGUUCAAUUCAUAAACGAACACUGUAGAACAUUCAGACAAUCAAAUGGUCAUUUGUCUGCAAUGGGUCUCCAUAAAGAAUACAUUCUGGAUAAUUUGUUCAAGGUUGCAGACAAUAGCAUCACGUUGAAAACACUUAACGAAUCACCCAACAAUCCACUUAAGAGAGAUACAGCCUCUAAACACUGCAUAAUAAAAGAAGAUGGGAGCAAAAAGUGUGAUGAAAACUAUAAUGAAAAUAAAUAUCUCAAAGAUGCAACAAAACCUGUGAUACCAGAAUGCGAAAGAAUUGAUGCAAGUCAGCUUUCAAAAGAAACAUUUUUCAAUAGUUAUCUUAAACUAUCCAAACCUGUGAUUUUAACAAAUGGAAUGGACGAAUGGGCUGCUUUAGAAAAAUGGACAAAUGAAUAUCUCGUCGAAAAAUUUGGCAAAAAUAACGUUCACAUCAAACUGUCGCCACAUGGAGAAUAUGAGGGUGUUGAACCAGUUGAAUUAUGGGAAGAUUAUGAAAAGUUCAAAAUUCCCGAUGAAGUUUUCUAUCAGCUGAAAUUUCCCGAUUUAGUAGUUGUGCGCCCAGCAUCUACCAAGCUAAGAUUUGACAAAUUCAUGGACCUUGUGACAAAUAUAUCAAGUUCAGAUAACACAGAAGUAUCUGCUUACCUCGAAUAUUCAUCCAUUCCAAAUAACAUGCCAGAGCUUGAGGAGGAUAUUGCGGAGUUUCCUUUUAUUAAAGGAGUAUUGGAAAGAAAGCACCUCAAUGCUUGGAUAAGUGAUGGAAACACACUUGGAAAACUUCACUUUGAUCCAUUUGACAAUUUCCUCUGUCAGAUAUCUGGUAGAAAGCAGCUUAUUCUAUUUGAGCCCCACAACAACAGGCAAAUGUAUGAGGCCCAUAUUCCUGAGGCAACUCUGGGUUUCAAUAAUAUCACUCAAAAAUUCAGACGUAAAACUCUCAUGGAUAGUACAUCUAUGGUCAUGGCUCCAUUUGAUAUACUGAAACCGGAUUUCAAGAGGUUCACAGAGACCAGAGAUAUCAGACCUCUGAACUGUACUAUCAAUGAAGGGGAAGUAUUAUUUAUGCCCUCUUUCUGGUGGCAUGAAGUCCAGUCAUUUCCCAGUGAAACCAUUCCAAGAAAUCUAGCCGUCAAUUUUUGGUAUAAACCAUUUCUUGUAAAGGAGUUUCCCUGUCAAGAAUGUAAGCUGGAUGUCAACCCAGAAUAUUACCACUUACUGGAUGAUAUUCCUACGUGAGCCACACACAUUACAGUUUAACCAGAGAGCAUUCCCUUUGACAGAUAUCAUAUUUACAGUAGGACAUUCACAAUGGAGGAUUAAUUAAAAAAUAUCCUAUGGUUUUGAGGAAUAUCAUUUUUAUCUACGAGGUGAUAGUGGAAAAUGUUUUACAAAAUCGCCAUCCUGAUUACACCAACAUUUCUAUAGCGCACAAAAACCGAUCAGUAUUACACUACACU